AUGCCAAGAUGUGAGAUAUCGAAUAGGGUUGAUCAACCAAAACCAACUUCAUUAUUAAGACAAUCCUAUUUUAAUUUUAAAGAUUUAUUAAAAGUUGUUUAUUUUAAACAAAUUAAAUUUAAAUUUGUAAGAUUUGAAAUUGAUAACUCCUACUUUCUAUUUCCACUCAAUCCACAAGAUAAAUCUACUAGAUCCAGCAGUUACUAUCACGUAGAUAUAAUCACUGCCAAGUGCAUGAAGGAACCAUGUACUAAUUUCUCUGCCACUGAGCUCAACACUUAA
This is a messenger RNA of Heterostelium album PN500, 282 nucleotides long. RefSeq lists its product as uncharacterized. The transcript is spliced from 3 exons. The coding region runs from base 1 to 282 and encodes 93 amino acids. Lineage: Eukaryota; Evosea; Eumycetozoa; Acytosteliales; Acytosteliaceae. The record is from RefSeq and is a predicted model, not a curated record.